AUGCCGCUGCAAACAAUUAACAUCAUCAAGGCACAAAGAUAUCAAGGGGAACCACCCCCUGCUAAUGGCCAACAACGAGGAGGUCAACAGCACGAAGCUCGUCAACAACAGCAACUUCCACAACAGGAACAGGCUAGCAACAAUGAACAACAGCAGGCUAUGGCUGGUAUCCAGCAGCAGCUAGGACAAGGAGGAGGCCAGGUUAGUGAGACUAAUGGAGGUCAUACGCAACUCGGUCCUAACGCUAACAACUUGGCUGCUCGAGUUGCAGAAGAGCAGAUGGUGGAGGAUGAGGCUGCGGAAGACGAAGGACUAGGGGGUUUGGGAACUUGGUAA
This is a messenger RNA of Perkinsus marinus ATCC 50983, 336 nucleotides long. RefSeq lists its product as hypothetical. Lineage: Eukaryota; Perkinsozoa; Perkinsida; Perkinsidae. The record is from RefSeq and is a predicted model, not a curated record. The transcript is spliced from 5 exons. The coding region runs from base 1 to 336 and encodes 111 amino acids.